AUGCAGCUGCUGCUGCAGCAACAGGGAGAUAGGCAACUGCUGCAGCAGCUACUGCUAGACCUCGAUAGCUGCAGCAGUCUGCUGCUGCAGCGUCAUGCGGUGCUUGAAGGUCGCCUACCUGCUGCUAUUGCUGCAGCGGUGCAGCAGCAGCAGCAGCAGCAGCAGCACAACGUUGCAGUAUUCGGCAGCAGCAAGAACAGCAGCAAACUCAACAGCAGCAGCAGCAGCAGAAGUUUAUCUCUGUUAGCCCCUUGGCUGCAGAAUAUCUGCGAGGAGGAUGCUGCUGCUGCUUGCUGCCCCCUUGAAGCAGCAGCAGCAGCAGAUCUACCAGCAGCAGCAGACACUCGUGCUGCUUGUCUUCUUGCAUCUACAACUCUUGCUGUUCGUCUCCGUUGGAGGGCAAGAGCCUUAGCCUUCAAGGCCCUUGGCAGCAGCAGCAGCAGCAGCAAGGGAGUAGAGGUGCAUGCAGAGGCACUUGCUGCUCUUGCUGCAAUAGGAGACACUGCAGCAGGAGCUGCUAUUGUUGCAGAGACACUUGUCUACUGCCGGCUACAAGGGCGCGUGGUGUUUUUGCUGGCGUCUCUUCUAGCUUGUGGUUCUGCUGCAGCAGCAGAUGCUGCUGCUGGCUGCAGCAUUGGUGGUUCAAUAGAGGUGCCUGUUGUCUCUUCUUCUCUGCAAGGAGACACGGGAGGCAGCAGCACAGCAGCAGCAGCAGAACCUGCAGCAGCAGGAGCAACAACACCUGCAGCAUCUGCUGCUGCAGCAGCAGCUGCUGCUGCUAAUUCUGCUGCGGAGACACUUUUGGUUAAAACACCCAACUGGACAACAGCAGAACAAGAGACAUCUUUUGCUGCUCUGCUGCAGGCUAACCAUUUGAUGGCACGCAGAGUGUUGCUGCUGCACAGCGCGCUGCAGCAGAUAUUCGCUAGCAGCAGCAAGGGCACCAAUCCGCAGCAGCAGCAGCAGCGGGAGGUGGUGCUGCCGUCUGCUGCACAUGUAGCUGCGCAUCUUGCUGCUGCAGCAAAUUAUAUGCCGCAGCAGCAGCUGCUGCCUCAACCAAGUGUCUCCUCUCUCCUAGCAGCAAUUCGUAUUAGCAGCACUCCUUGCGGAUUAAAAGGAGACAGGAGACCUGCGGAGACACCUGACGGAUCUGUCCCUCCACAGGAUGCAGCAGCAGCAGCAGCAGCAGAUGCAGAUGCUGCAGCAGACAGCAGCAGCAGAGGCGCAACACUUCUAUCAGGAGCAGCAGAUUCCUUAGGUAUACAAUUACCAGAAAUUGAUUGGGGAGACACCUCCUCUACGAAGCAGCAAAACAGCAGCAGCAGCAGCAACAGCAGCAGCAGCAGCAGCACAAACUGCACCAAGAGCAACAGCAGCAGCAGCAGCAGCAACAGCAGCACGGAGAUAGCAGAUCUAUCCUGUAUGCCAGGGAGUUCCUUCCGUCUCCCUCCUUCAUCAGAGGAGACAACUGCAGCAAAACUUGCUGCUCGUUUGCUGCUGCUGCUGGUGCGUCGUUGCCCUCAGCUGCUGCUAGCAGGGGAGUAUAUUGAGGAUGAGGAGCAGCAGCAAGACACAACAACAGCAGCAGCAACAGCAGCAACAGCAGCAGCAGCAGCAGCAGUUGAGGAUGAAGGAGAACAAUCAUUUGAAGAUACACAAGACAGCGAUGGUUUGCUGCCAUGGGAGCGCCGCUUAGUUGCGCACACAGCAGCAGCAGCAGCAGCAACAGCAACAGCAACAGAUUUAGACUUUUACAGCAGCAGCAGCAGCAGCAGCAGCAGCAGCAGUGUGCCAGUAAUUGCUGGUGUAGGUGCCUCCGUCUGUGUGUCUCCUGAGGGUCUUAGCGCUAUUCUCUCUGCCCUUUGCCGCUGCAUUGCAUGCAUAGCUCCUCCUUUUGAGUGGUUAAGCGAAGCAGCAGCAGCUGCUGCAGCAGCAGCAGCAGCAGAAGCAGAAGGAGCAUCAGGUGCAGCAGGAGUAGCAGCAACUGCAGCAGAUAUUGGUGGGGUGUCUCCCCAACUUGCAAAGCUGCUGUCUCUAUGGGGAGAAGCACGUAAUGUUAGUCUGCAUGCAAUGGAGACACUGCUGCAGCUGCUGUUUGCUGCUCUUGCUGCUGUUGCUGUGUCUCCUCUUGAGGAUAUACAAGCAGCAGCAGAAUCUCUUAAUAGGAGACAGGGUCUCCUUUAUGUAGGGUUAAGGAGGACACAACUGCAGCAAAUCUUGCUGCUUGCUGCUGCUGCUCUACUCACUGCAGGACAGUGGAUCGGUAACACCAGCAGCAGCAGCAGCAACAGCAGCAGCAGCAAGUACCAGCAGCAAGAAGCGCUUCAGUGGCUACAGAGCCACGAGGGAUUUAGGCAGGAGGAAGAUGAGGAUUCCCUACCGGAGGAGCCAAUGCCUUUAUAUUUGUUGUGCCGUCUGCGGCUGUCUGCUGCUGCUGCAGCAGCAGCAGCAGCAGCAGGAGGCGACGGUCUCCUCGGCCCUGCAGCAGGUCAUUUGUCUAUGGGCCCAACGGAGACAGUUGUAGGAGACGCAGCCGCAGAUGAUGCAGGAGACGAUGCAGCAGCAGCAGCAGCAGAUGUAUUGAGUGUUUGGAGACAGGUACGCAGCGCCUUAGCAGCAAGGCUGCUGCAGCAGCUUGCAGCAGCAGAGACUGGAGCAGGAGGAGACACCUCACCUGCUGCAGUUGCCCCUGCAUCAGGAUCAGGAGGAGCAGCAGGAGCAGCAGGAGGAGCAGCAGGAGCAGCAGCAUCAACAGCAACUGGCAGCAGCAACACGGAGAACCUGUCCCCUCUCCUAGCGUUACGUAUGCACCAACUGUCCUCUGAGGUCGUAAGACUAGAGGAGUUAGGGGAGUUGCUGUCUUGGGUAGCUCGUGCUGCUCUUUCUUUGUCUCCUCCAUUAAGAGCAGCAGCAGCAGCAGCAGCAGUGUCUCUUGCUGCUGAGGGAUUACCUGUUUAUUCCCUUAUAUAUGAUUGUCUUGAUGCACUUCUUGCUGCUGCGCUGCGCUCACUGCAGCAGCAGCCAGACACCCCACGUUCGCAUGCAGAUUCUGCAGCAGCAACUGGAGGGGAGCCUGCAGCAGAAACAGCAGAAACAGCCGCAGCAGACGCACCAGCAGCAACAGCAGAGGGGGCUGCUGCAGACAGUAGCAUGCAGCAAAAUGCUGCUGACGGAGAUGCUGCUGCAGCAGCGCUAAACAGCGCUGAUGCUGGAAAUGCUGCAGCAGCAACUGGUUCUGCUCCUACUGCAGCAGCAUCGGGUGCAGCAACAGCAGCAGCAACUGCUGCUGCUGCAGCGCAGGAGCUUCCCACGUACCCCGAUCGACCAGCUUACUCCCGGGCAGCAAGAUCUCUGUUUGCUUUGCACGGCAGCCGUUUGCUGCGUUUGCUGCAGUUUGUUGAGCGUUUGCUGCAGCAGCAUUUAUCUGCUGCUGCUGCAGUGUAUAGGCAGCUAGAGCGUGUCCUUGCCCUUCCUUGUCGUCGUCUCCUUGAGGUAUCUCUUGAGCUGCUGGAGGAUGAGCGUCUUGCUGCUCUUGCUGCUGGUCCUCCUGCUGCUGAUGCUGCAGCAGCAAUAGACGGAGCAGCUGCAGCAGAGGAUGCACAGCAGCAGCAGCAAAUCGCUAAACAGCUGCUGCUGGUGGCUCUCCGUCUAGCAACACAAAUAGCACAAGGAUACCAAUCCUUAGCUGAUGCUGCAGUGCAGCAGCGGGAAGCUAGCAGCAGCAGCAGCAGCAAUGAGGGUAGUGGGGCUCCUAGCAGCUCCUUUGGCGGGCAAGAUAGCAGCGGCCACAGCAGCAGCAGCAGCAGCAGCAGCAGCAAGAUGAAGAAAGGACUUGGCUUCCCUCGUUAUAUACCUAUAUUAAGGAGACUAUUUGCGGCUGUCUCUGCCUUAGGCAAUAGAGAAGACACACCAGUAGAUAUUGCAUUGAAUUGUGUUGCUGCUGCUGCUUGCUGCUGCAGCAGCAGCAAACCCUUCCUUUGCAUGCUCCUGUCUUACUCCCUACCGCAGCACUCUGUCUCUGCCCUAUUUGCUGCUCUUAAGGGCAAUGAGACGGAAGCUGCUGUUGCUCUUGUUGCUUCUCCUGCUGCUGUCUGCUGCUUCGCUCCCCUUGCUUCACGCUGCGCUGCAGAACUCACCUCAGCAGCACAGAGACAGUCUCCAGCUGAGGGCAUGGGCUGGCUAGCAGUGGCGCGGCAGCUGCUGCAGCUGGCUAGACACCUGGCAGCAGCAGAUCCGUACCCGUUGCAUGCGCUAUUCGCGCUGCUGCUGCAGCAGAAAGUCCCUAUACCGUGGAAGGUCAAGGAGCCGCAGCAGCAGCAGCAGCGAAUGCAUGCAGCUCGCCGCGCUGCAGCACCAUGGCCAGAGGCGGAAGCAGCAGACGAAGCCGCAGAAUUGUAUGCUGACCUGCAGGACCCCUUGGAGAGCAACAGCAACAGCAGCAGCAGCAAAAAUGCUGGUUCUCUUUUCCCAUCAGAAGCAGCAGACCCAGAAGCAGCAGCAGCAGCAGCAGCAGGGGAGACAGUAUGUGAGGUGGAGGAGGACCCAAGGAAGCUGCUGCUGCGUGAGCUGCGGCGGUGUCUCCUUGCAUUCCUUUCACAGAGCGAGUUGCUGCUGUCAGCGCAGCAGCGGUUGCAGCAGCAACAGCCACACCAGCAGCAGCAGCAACAACAGCAGCAGAUUGCUGCGCUGCAGCAGCAAACACGAUUGGCCCUCCUUACCUACAGAGACACUUGCCGCUUAGAGCAGCAGCUACUCGCGAUGCCCGUCGAAUCAGCUCCCCUUCUGCUGCCAACCGCCGCAUUUUUGCCUGAAGGUCGUUUAUCUGCUGUUGCUGCAGCAGCGCAGCAGCAGCGGGUUCGUGCUGCAGCGCAGCACUUUGAUGUCCCCUUCUUAGUGUGUCUACGCAGCAGCAAUUAUAGUGUCUCCUCUCUUGUCUCUCGUUGUCCCCACACUCCUGGGGAUCGUCUCCCCUGGAUCGACGAUCCCGCAUUGGAGACGAUCCUCAAGAUUGCUGCACAUACCAUACAUGCUGAGACAGCAGCAGAAGGCCUAAAGUGUCUCCCCUUAGAUUUUAUUUGUGGGGUACCUGCGGAGACACCUGAGGAGACAAUAUUACCUACAUGGUUGUCUGAUCCUUUCUUAUAUCUAAAAGCAGCGAAAGGAGACGUUCCUGCUCCUGUGGAGGCUGUGGGGCCCCUUCGUGGUGUCUCCUCUUAUGGUGGUGGUGGGUGCGGCAGAGUCUCCUACUCAUCAGGGGGGGGCCUCCUUGGGAGUCGGUCUGCUGCUGCCGAUCCCUUCCGCAGCAGAGCGAAGGGCAGCAGCAGAGCGCCAAGUAAGCAUGUUGAUGCAUUUGAGGCUUCUGUACCUGGAGGGCUUACUAGGCUUAAUAGGGAGCAGCAGCAACAGCAGCAACAGCAGCAACAGCAACAGCAGAGUGGUGGAGAAUCACAGAAAUUAUCGCCACAGUCGCAGCAACAGCAACAGCAACAGCAGCUGCAACAGCAACAACAGCUGCAGCAGCAGCAGCAACUGCAGCAGCAGCAACAGCAGCAGCAGCAACAACAGCAACAACAACAGCAACAACAACAGCAGCAGCAACAACAGCAACAACCCACGGUGGCAAGCGUGUUGCAGCAGCAAGACGGCCAAGCGCUGCAAACUCCACCACCACCACCACCUCCACCACCGAAGCAACAGCAGCAGCAGCAAUCGCAGCAGCAAUCGCAGCAGCAAUCGCAGCAGCAGUCGCAGCAACAAUCGCAGCAGCCAUCACAGCAGCAGUCUCCUACGCCUCCACACGAGGAGACAGCUGCCCUUGGUCGCGACACCGAGCAGCAGCAGCAAUCGCAGCAGCAGUCGCAGCAGCAAUCACAGCAGCAGCAACAGCAGCAGCAGCAAUCGCAGCAGCACACGAAGUCUCACCCUCAGGUGCUGCACCCACAGCAGCACAUGCAGCAGCAGCAACAACAGCAUAUGCUGCAGCAGCAGCAAGCUGCCCGUUUGCUGCACCAACCCCCCGCAGGUUAUGUACAUGUCCCUAUGCCAGCUGCUAUCUUAGGGCCUCAGGGGUUGCUGCUGCAUCCUGUGCCAGUAGUCCCUGCUCAUCCCUUCUUGCUGCAGCCGCAGCAGCAAGCGCUGCGCAUGCAGCAGCAUGCUGCGCACCCUAUGAUGAUGCCACUGCAGCCGCAGCCUGCGCAACAGCAGCUGCAGCAUCAACCUAUGCAGCAGCAGCAACACGAACAGAUGCAGCAACAGGCAACUCCUCAACAGCAGCAGCAGCAACCGUCCGUGCAGCAGCAGCAACCUGUGCAGCAGCAGCAACCACAACAGCAGCAGCUUAUGCAGCAGCAGCAGCGUAUGCAGCAGCAGCAACCACAACAGCAGCAACAACAACAGCCUAUGCAUCAUCAGCAACAGCAGCAUCAUAUGCACCAGCAGCAGCAAGCAAUCCAACCGCAACAACAACAGCAACUGCAACAGCAGCAGCUACAGCAGCAGCAGCUGCAGCAGCAGCUGCAGGCUAGCAAUGAUUUGUCCGUCUGCCCGGGGUGGACGGAAUUUGUUGAAGACGGCAAGAGGGAAGGCCUUGACGUCAACAAACUCAUGGCAACUCCUGAGCAAUUAAAAGAUCCGCGAAUUCGUCAACGAUUUGUUCGUCUUCUUGAUCGUCACGAAAAGGCCAAAGAGCUCUUCCGUCUAGCAGGCGCUAAGCUAUAA
This is a messenger RNA of Eimeria maxima, 6717 nucleotides long. RefSeq lists its product as hypothetical. The record is from RefSeq and is a predicted model, not a curated record. The transcript has 14 exons. NCBI's taxonomy places the organism in Eukaryota, Apicomplexa, Conoidasida, Eucoccidiorida, Eimeriidae. The coding region runs from base 1 to 6717 and encodes 2238 amino acids.